AUGGAGGCCGCACGCCCCCCGGCGCCGGGACUGGGCUGCGGUUGCCCCCCGCCGCACGCCGCCAGCUGGGCCCCUGCGGCCGUCUCAGGCCCCUCAGCCCAGCGGGACGAGGCGCCCAGGCUACGGCCGGAGGGGGCGGUCCCGAUCGCUGCGCCCAGGACGGGGCCCGCGCUGCCGCCGCAGGGACCUGCCGUGGGUGAUGGCUUCGCGGGUCUGGAGUUGGCGCUGCCGCCGGAGGCGCGGGCCUUGGACCUGUGGGUCCCGGGGAGCUGGGUGGGGGUGGCGCCGGGGCCCCAGUCGGCGCACAUCCCGGUGCCCGUGCAGAGAUCCCCUCCGGGAAGAGUGCGGCUGGAUGAGGUCAUGGCCGCAACAGCCCUCACGAGCCUGUCCACCAGUCCCCUCCUGCUGGGGGCCCCGGCUGCAGCCUUCAGUUCAGAGCCCAGCUUGGAGCCCUGGCCAGAGAACCUGGGCCAGCUGCCGGACAGCUACGAUGGCAGCAGCAACCACAGUGGAGAUUGGGACUUGGCCAGCUACCCGGCAUCCCCGUCCACUCCGUCGCCCCCACUGCCCCUGGAGGCAGCCCACUUCCUGUUUGGGGAGCCAACUCCGAGGAAGAGGAAGAACUCGGCCCAAGUCAUGUUCCAAUGUCUGUGGAAGAGCUGUGGGAAGGUGCUGAGCUCGGCCUCCGGGAUGCAGAGACACAUCCGCGUGGUGCAUCUGGGGCGCCAGGCGGAGCCUGAGCAAAGCGAUGGUGAGGAAGACUUUUACUACACGGAGCUGGACAUUGGGGUGGACGCGCUGUCCGAUGGGCUGUCCAGUCUUACCCCAGUGUCUCCCACGGCCUCCUUGCCGCCCGUCUUUCCCCGCCUGGAUCUGCCUGAGCCCUCAGCCCUGCCCCCAACCCCGAUACUGAGCCAGGUGGUCUCGGGACAGGUGUGCCACAUCCACAGUGACCAUGCUUACCAGGGCUGCCUGGACCCCAUGCACCUGGAACCGCAGCCCCCCACUGUCAGGGCCUGCUUCACACCAGCCCUACCCUCCAAGCUGGCUGCCAACCCCAGGAAGCCUCGAGGUGAUGCCAAGAAAUGCCGGAAGGUGUACGGCAUGGACCACAGAGAGCUGUGGUGCAUGGCAUGUCGCUGGAAGAAGGCUUGCCAACGCUUCCUGGACUGA
Molecule: messenger RNA, 1173 nt
Organism: Chrysochloris asiatica (Cape golden mole)
Lineage: Eukaryota; Metazoa; Chordata; Mammalia; Afrosoricida; Chrysochloridae
Gene: SLC2A4RG
Product: SLC2A4 regulator
Exons: 8
Coding region: 1-1173 (390 amino acids)
Biological process (GO): regulation of transcription by RNA polymerase II
Cellular component (GO): nucleus
Molecular function (GO): DNA-binding transcription factor activity; RNA polymerase II cis-regulatory region sequence-specific DNA binding
Source: RefSeq, a predicted model, not a curated record